AUGGUUGCCUCGCAACAGACAACCACAUCGUGCCUCAUCCUCGGCCACAACGGGACUCGAAUAAACCGGCCCGGCCAGGCCACAAGUCCGCCUCAGAUCGCAGACUUGGGCCGAAUGGCAGUCGAUUUUGCCCAAACCGUGGCUCCGGCCUCUCGUCGAAAGUGGGCAAACUUUAUUGCCUUCAUUGCCUCCCCUCAUUAUUGGACUCACGACGAUGCAGAUCGCCUGACUCCCUUCUCGAGUGAGCGCAUGCCUUCUCCUCUCGAAGGCUUUCCCCAUUCCGAGGCUUCACCUCGCCCUUCCGAUGCAGUAAUUGCACUUAAUUAUAUUCCGGUAUCCUCUGUCGACUCACAGCUUGGCAUACAAUCCCCCCAACGAUCAAUCGGGGCGGGAGGCAAUGUCUUCUCGUGA
This is a messenger RNA of Protopolystoma xenopodis, 411 nucleotides long. Lineage: Eukaryota; Metazoa; Platyhelminthes; Monogenea; Polystomatidea; Polystomatidae. The record is from the annotation of a GenBank genome assembly.